UGCACGCUGCUGUCACGGUUAAAAAAACAAACACACGUGCACGAGUGCCUCUCUGUCUCAGUGCCAACGUAGUAGCCGGUUGUUCGAACGAAGAAGACACACACACGUCUGAAAAUGAGUCAGAGGAGAAGGAGCAGCAUUUGGGGGCACUUUUCUCGCGAAGAAAACAGUAAGGCUAAAUGCAGCAUUUGUCAGAAAGUCAUUUCAUUCAAGUCUGGGUCAACAAAUAAUUUACACAGGCAUUUGAAGACUCAACACCCAACAGUGCAGGUCACAGGUUUGAGAGCAGAGCCAGACUCAGACAACAGCAGUGACACUGAUGUGUCCAUUGCCUCCUCUGCCUCCACAUCUGCAUCUACAGUAGCCUGACCCCACUGGGCCCACCACAUUGCCUAGCCAGGCAGGACCAAAAAGGCAGACAUCCAUCAGUCAGUAUUUACCUCCUGUCUUGACCCCAUUAAGACAGGAGAAGAUAGACGAAGAGCUGGCAAAGAUGAUAGCCACUGACUUCCAGCCUUUCUCAAUAGUGGAGGACACAGGAUUCAAAAAAUAUUCACAGGCGCUCAACCCCUCCUACAUUCUUCCAAGUAGGAAGACACUUGUCAAGAAGGUCACAGAUAUGUAUGACAGGGAGACAGCAUCUUUGAAGAGAAGGGUGUCAAAAGUACCAGCUGUCUGUUUAACCACAGACUGUUGGACUUCAAGAACGACAGAAUCAUAUAUGUCUGUAACCUGUCAUUUUAUUGAGGAUUUCCGUGUGGCUUCCUGCGUCCUGGACUGUUUUGAAUUCAGUGAGCAGCACACAGCAGAUAACAUUGCACAACCGCUACUUAGUGUUGCAGCAGAGUGGGGGGUGGACAAGAAAGUAGUGUGCUUCCUAACCGAUAAUGCGUCAAAUGUUACAAAGGCAAUACAAACCAUUGGAUGGAUGCACCUACCAUGCCUGGCCCAUACCAUUAACCUGGUGGUCAGAGAUGCCCUGAAAGCUCCAAAGCCCAUCAUUGAUAAGGUCAAAGAGGCAGUGGAAUACUUUCACAGAAGCACUGUGGGGGCACAAAAACUGAAGGAGACUCAACUACAAAUGAAUAUGGAGGAGCUCCGACCCAAACAGGAUUGCCCUACAAGAUGGAAUUCCACCUACUACAUGUUGAAAAGCUUUAUUGCCAGUAAAAAUGCCAUAAUCUCCACCCUGGCCGUCACCAAUGCACCUGUCCGCCACCUGUCCCAGGAGGAAUGGACCACAGUGCAAGAAUUGUGCACAAUCUUGCAACCAUUUGAGGAAGUCACUGUGGAACUCAGUGCAGAAAGCUACUUGACAGCCUCGAAGGUCAUAGUGCUGGCCAGGGGACUUCAAAGAGCCACCAGUGAUUUCCGGCGAAACACUACAACAGCAGCAGCGCAAGGUGUGAUCGACAGUCUGUGUGCAAGUAUGUCAACGCGAUUCCACAAGAUUCAUGCCAACCACAUACUAGCAGAUACUGCUGCACUUGACCCUCGUUUUAAGAGGAUGGCCUUCCCUGAUGGCAGAACAGCAGAUGAGACGUUUCAAAGGCUGUCAACUGCAGCAGCAAGAAUAAGCAGUGGCACACCCAUCCAGCAGCAACCAGCUGUGGAAGGACUGGAAGGAGCAGGCAGUGGUGCUGGAUCAAUAGUCUGGAGCUAUUUCCAUGAGGAAGUGGCUGGAACAGUGGAAGCCAGGAAUCCCACCGCCGAUGCUGUCAUGGAGGUGCGAGCCUACCUGGAGGAGCCUCUUCUUCCAACACAUGAGGAUCCCCUCAAGUGGUGGGAGAGUCGAGCCCCUGUUUACCCCAGGCUUAGCAAGCUGAUGGCCAGGAAGCUUUGUGUUGUGGCGACAUCAGUUCCCUCUGAGAGAAUAUUCUCGAAAACUGGCCAGAUAAUCUCAGAGAGGAGAAGUCGCCUUAAACCCAAAAUGGUCAGAGCUCUUGUCUUCCUUAAUGCAGAUUUGCCCAAGGACAAGAGAGAGAGGCAGAAAAAGCCAUAA
Amphiprion ocellaris (clown anemonefish) is the source of this 2002-nucleotide messenger RNA. RefSeq names its product E3 SUMO-protein ligase ZBED1-like. Lineage: Eukaryota; Metazoa; Chordata; Actinopteri; Pomacentridae. The record is from RefSeq and is a predicted model, not a curated record. The transcript has 3 exons. Gene Ontology annotation, molecular function: protein dimerization activity. Bases 494 to 2002 code for a protein of 502 amino acids.